Molecule: messenger RNA, 1317 nt
Organism: Mytilus trossulus (common blue mussel)
Lineage: Eukaryota; Metazoa; Mollusca; Bivalvia; Mytilida; Mytilidae
Exons: 2
Coding region: 312-1166 (284 amino acids)
Source: RefSeq, a predicted model, not a curated record
CUAUCGCCUCGUUGAAUAACAAUAGGGCUUAUUAAAUUAAUAAAUCUUUCCAUAGUUGUUAUCCAGCCAUUUUACACCCAUUGUUUCUGAAAAUCACUGAAACAGAUCAUGAAUUUGUAUUACUUGUAUUUGUAUUGACGAUUUUUUUUGACACAAAGUUAUUGUUGAUAUCAGUGAAGGUUGGAACUCUUGCGGAUUAAAUUUCGGUAAAUAACUAUAUUUGCAUACCGUAUAUUCUGCAGUACGACCUUUGGGAUAAUUAAACACCCAUUCACUUUACUCACUGUAUUAUGAAGCGUUAGUAAAGUAUUAUGGCGAGCAUUAGUUCGGGAAGACGGAGACAUUCGGCGCCUGUGGUGCCAUUAAGUACUGGAACAGCACGCAGAAGUUCGGGACCUCCCAGAUUACAACUAAAGAAAAAAGUGACUUUAGUUAACAAGUUCGAUACUGUUUUGUUCGGGAGGGAUGUUGAAGUGAAAAGAGGAUGCAUUUUACACGACGACAAACUAAUACUUUGUGGAGUAGACAAUUAUGUGUACAUUUGUAAUGCGGAUGGAAAACGGUCAAAUAGAAUUUCAGUUCAGUUUACUCCAUCAGACAUUGCUCUCUUCGAUGAGAAACGCGCCGUGGUAUCAGGUGAAAAGGGGUACCAGAUUAUUGACGUUGAAACACUGAAAGCGGGACCUCUUGUUAAACCCGGUGGAAUUUGUACAGCCGUUGCUUGUACUAAAGACAAUAUUGUUGUUGCAAACGACUACUGCAAACUCACUUACUUAACUAUAAAUGGGGAAACAGUUAAAAGUUUCAACACUACACACAGUCCAUUAACAAUGACGGGAAGUCAAGACGGGUUCAUAUACUGGACUACUUGGGACAAUGAUGAAGUACAUUAUAUAGAUCCCAAGGGAACAGAGAGAUUCUUUUUCGCAAGUCCCGAUUUACUAGAUCCCGUGGGAGUGUCAGUUGACAAAAAAGGUGAUGUGUUCGUUAUUGGACACAAAUCGAAUAACGUUCAUAAAAUUACACAGGAUGGAAAUACAGAUAAAAUUGUGUUGAAAGAAAGCAACGGACUAAAAAUGCCAUCUGGAAUGGCAAUUAGUCCAAAGAAAUCCGAACUGAUGAUAAUUAAUGAUAAAAAAUCCAUAAGUAUCUUUAGAAUACAGUAGUCUUUCGCUUUUCUGUACAGGUGUAUACUAUAUCAAACUCAUUCCAUAGCAGGAUAUCAUUAUUUUGUCAUCAGUAUAUAUAUACAUUCGACAUAUCAAGCAUCAUUCAGUUAUUUCGACCAGUAUCAUAAUAAAUAUAUACCUCCUGUAA